GGAUUUACUGUCGUGCAUUUGGGCUGUCCCGGCGAGUAUUGAUGGUUCUUAAAACGCACUCCAGAGCUGUUUGGUGAUGUCGAGUUAAAGUAUUUUCUAUACUGACUUGUCAUAGUCCUGUUAGGCUGCUGACAGAUAACAGUCCUUUAUUUAAUUAACUCGGUCCUUUAAGAGGAACAUGUUUAUGGUUGUAGAAGGAAGAUAAAUACAUACUAAAGAUGGUGUUUGAGUCUGUGGUCGUGGAUGUGUUGAACAGGUUCCUUGGAAAUUAUGUGGUCAACUUGGAUAGUUCGCAGCUCAAUCUGGGCAUCUGGGGAGGUAAUGUGGCAUUGAAGAAUCUUGAAAUAAAAGAAAAUGCACUGAGUCAGCUCGAUGUGCCAUAUAAAGUAAAAGCAGGACAUAUUGGUAAACUAGAGUUGAAAAUCCCAUGGAAGAACAUUUAUGUUCAGCCUGUGGAAGCAACGUUGGAAGGAGUCUAUCUCCUUAUAGUGCCUGCUGCCAGUAUUCAGUAUGAUGCAGAAAAAGAAGAAAAGUACAAACAGGAGGCCAGACAAAGAGAACUUCAAAGAAUAGAAGAUACAAAACAGAAAGUUGCUGAAAGAGAAAAGCCAGCUGUGGAGAAACAAGAUACCUUUGUUGAAAAGUUAGUUACCCAGGUUAUCAAGAAUCUUCAGGUGAAAAUUUCCAGCAUCCAUAUACGAUACGAGGAUGAUGUCACUAACAAGAACUGUCCAUUGGGUGUCGGAGUUUCACUUCAGAAUCUCAGUCUCCAGACAUCCGAUCAGAACUGGAAUCCAUGUUUACAUGAUGAAACCGCUAAGCUGUUCUAUAAGAUUGUACGACUUGAUAAUUUAUUUGCGUAUUGGAAUGUGAACACAGUAAUGUAUUCUCAUGGGAGCUGUGAGGAAGCAUUGGAAAACCUAAAGUAUGGAGUAGCAGCCUAUAAUGUGAUCCCAGAAAAUUAUGAAUUUGUAUUUCGUCCAAUUUCAGCCAAAGCCAAACUUCGUAUGAAUCCUCGUGCUGACACUGACUUUUCUUCACCCAAAUUUAACUUGGAAGUAAAUCUAGAAAAAAUAGCAAUGGAACUUAAUCGACCACAGUAUCUAAGCAUCAUGGAGUUAGUUGAAUCCUAUGACAUGAUGUCUCGGAAUCUACCCUACAGAAAAUACAGACCAAAUGUUUGUGUGUGCGAUCAUGCUGCUGAAUGGUGGAACUACGCUGUUACUGGUAUUUUGGAAGUAAAUGUGAAACCCAGACUUCAUAUGUGGUCCUGGAAGCACAUUCGAGCACAUAGACAAUGUGUAAAAAAAUAUAAAGAGCUUUACAAAACAAAAAUGACUACAAAAAAGCCAAGUGAAGCAGUUGUCAAGGCUGUAGAGGAACAUGAAAAAAUGCUUGAUAUAUUUAACAUUACUCUAGCAAGACAGCAAGGUGAAGUUGAGGCUGUUAAGGCAGGGUUGAAGAUUUACAGACCUGGAGUGAAAGAUGAAGAGGAAAAUUCAGGGUGGUUUGGUUGGAUGUGGGGCUGGUCAGGAGGAACGCAAGCAAAAACACAAGAUGCCAAACCGACAGGUCUUGGGGAACUUAUGACCCCUGAAGAAAAGACAAAACUCUAUGCAGCAAUUGGAUACAGUGAAACUGCAGCUGACCUCACUUUACCAAAGUCUUUUGAAGCCGUGAUGUUAUCUGUACAUUUGACAAGCUUGUCUGUUACUUUAAAACAAGAAAAGGAAAAGACAGACAUUUUUGAACUUGCUGUGAGUGGUUUAAGUACAAAGGUGAUACAGCGACCCGGAGCACAAGCAAUAAAGUUUGAAGCAAAGCUGAGUGCUUUUGAUGUAAAAGGUCUACCACAGAGGAAGACAACUCCUUGCCUGCUGUCAUCACGAAACAUUCAGGCAAAUGAUAGUGAUCCACUUCUGCAUCUUCUUUUUGAAACCAAUCCUUUGGAUGAGCCUGCUGACCAGAAGUUAAGAGUAGAGUCCCAGCCACUAGAAAUGAUAUAUGAUGCAAGGACAGUAAACAGUAUUGCGGACUUCUUCCGACCACCUGAAGAUGUACAUCUUGAGCAGCUGACUUCAGCCACUUUAAUGAAACUUGAAGAAUUUCGUGACAAGACCUCUACAGGAUUGUUAUAUGUUAUUGAGACGCAGAAGGUGCUCGAUUUGAAAAUUAAUCUUAUGGCUUCAUAUGUCCUUGUUCCACAAAAUGGCUUCUAUGAUUCAUCAGCUAAUCUACUUGUGUUAGACCUAGGUCAUUUGAAGAUGACCAGCAAGAGCCACUCAGGACUGCCACAGCUCACAGCAGGACAAAGCGACAUUCAUGAGAUAAUGUCCAGAGCUUACGAAAACUUUGAUGUGCAUCUAAGCAGCAUACAGCUGCUUUAUAGCAAAUCAGAUGAAAAGUGGUAUGAGGCCCGCAAACAGAGACAGUCUUCUCUGCAUAUACUGGAGCCUAUGGACUUCAAUAUAGAAUUCAGUCGAGCUUUGGUUGUGACUGACCCCAGAAUGCCCAAAUUCAAGGUGUCUGGAGAACUGCCACUGCUUUCUGUUUGCAUCUCUGAUGAAAAACUGAAAGGUGCUUUAUCACUGCUUGAUAGCAUUCCAUUUCCUGAAAAGCCUGCUGCUCAGCCCCCUUCAUCUGUUCGAAAGGGUCCUCAGAUUCAGAUGUCACCUCCCAUUUCAACACCACAGAUGACUCCAAGAAAUAUCAUGGAACUUCGGAAUUCUAUGCUAUCUGAAUUAGAUUCAGAAGAAGAGUUUUAUGAUGCAGUGACCUCACCAGUGGAAGAUUUGCCAUACUAUGAAGCUGACACUGGCUCUCUACCGCGUUCUGGUAGCAUGAGAAGACCAGCAUCAAAAAUGAGAGAACCAUUAAAAAAUAUGACUGAAUUCCAGCUUAGAUUUGAAAUACCUGAGAUUUUGCUGCAGAUCUGUCGCAGAGCCAAGCACCUAGAAGUACCGGUACUGCAACUAGAAAUCACAGGAUUAGGCACAGAACUAAACUUGAGAACAUUUGAUAUGACCUCAGAAACAUUCUUGAAAGAAAUCUGCCUGAAGUGUCCAGAGUACACAGAUGAUAAGGGGAAACCUGUCUAUAUAAUCACAACACUUGACAAUGCUGAGGAAGAUCUUCUUAUGCUAGAGUACAAAAAGGCUGACAGAAAUGGACCAGAGUUCCAGACCACCUACAGGAAUACUGAACAGUUGAUAAAGAUAAAUUUCUCUUCAUUAGAUAUUCAUUUGCAUACAGAAGCACUGCUGAGUUCUAUGAACUUCUUAAAUGAAUUGGUUCCAGCAUCAAAGGAAAAGGCUUCUCCAGAAGAACCUGUGAUCACCACAGAAGAAACCAAGGAAGAAACAAGAGCAAAGAAGUCCUCCCAGAAGACCAAGUUUGAUAAUGUUGUAAAUCUUCGCAUUUUUGGAGAGCUUGCAUGCUUGAAUGUCUUCAUUCGAGAUCAGAAACAUCUAAUUUCGGAGAUAAGUAUUGAAGGCCUUGAUUCUGAAGUUGUAAUGCGAAAAGAUGCCACUGAAGUGUCAGCAAAUUUAAAAAAUAUUACAGUUUUAGAUUCGGAUGAAAAAGCUUUAUACAAAAAGGCAGUCUCUAUCACAGGAAAAGAAGUCUUCAGUUUCAAGAUGACUAAUUUUGUGGAUGCUACUGAAGGCAUUGACUAUGUUGACAUGAACAAAGUAGACAGCUGUGUUUCGCUAACAGUGGGCUGCAUACAAAUCAUCUUUGUUAACAAGUUUAUUGCAUCUAUUUUGGCUUUUGUGAACAACUUUCAGACUGCUAAGGAAGCUUUGACAGAGGCGACUGUACAGGCUGCAGAAAAGGCUGCAAGUGGAGUUAAAGAGCUUGCUGAAAGGAGUACUCGGAUGUCACUGGAUAUUUAUGUAAAAGCUCCAGUAGUUAUAAUGCCUCAGUCUGCUGUGUCAAAAAAUGUGCUGGUUGCAGAUUUUGGUCAUAUUACCGUUAAGAAUGAGUUCUCUCUGGUUUUAAGAAAAACUUCCACCAGUCUUCCACCUGUUAUUGAUGUCAUGAAUAUCAGUCUUGAUGAGUUAAACCUGUACAGGACAACUGUAGAAGGCGGUUCAUUACAGAAGGAAAUUCAGCUUUUGCAACCUGUUAACUUGAAAGUUACUGUUGAACGUAAUCUUGCUGCUGCUUGGUAUAAUGAGAUUCCUGAUUUUAAAAUAAGUGGAAGCCUGAAGCCCAUGAAUGUCAUUCUUAGUCAAGAAGAUCUAACUGUUUUGUUGAGGACUUUAAAUGAAAAUCUUGGGGACAGUUCUGGUGCACCUACUACUCCACCUGCGGGAACAGAUCAGGUAGCAAGUGGCUCAAAUGACACAGGAGGCAGCAGCACACCUCAGCAACCUGCAGGGAGGACUGUGGUUACAGCAGCUGUUGUUGAGACACACACCUUGACAAAAGUUAAAACAACACUGAAACUAGCUUUUGAUUUUGAUUCACUUUCAUUAGUUUUGUACAGUGCAAGCACAACAGAGAAGCCCCCUAUGGAGCAGAGAGAUGAGGUGCUUCAGCUGGCAGAAUUUAAGUUGGGCAUGAUUUCUGCUGCCGCUAAAAUGCGUUCAGAUGGUUGCAUGAAUGCUUCUGUUAAGCUUACAAACUGCCUACUGGAUGAUAAGCGUAAAGCUGUAGUAAAGGCAACACCAAGAAUGAUAGAUCUGAAAUCUGGCUCAGAGAAGAAUGUUAUGGUGGACAUUAACUACAGACAGGGCAGAGAUGGCACUGUUUUAGACACUGUUGUACAAGAUAUUUAUCUUUGUGCCAGUGUUGAGUUUCUUUUGACAGUAUUAGAUGUGUUUGUCAAAGCUAAUGAGCAAAGCUCUGAUGCUCAGAGGAACAACAGACAGGCUACAGCAGCAACACCAAAACAGCAAGCACCAGCACAGCAGUCAUCUAAUAUGGAAAUGAAUGUGCAAGUUAAAAAUCCGGAGAUCGUAUUUGUUGCAGAUUUGACAAGAGCUGAUGCUCCUGCACUGGUGCUUACAACAGAGUGUGAACUGUGUAUUAAAAAUGAAUCUAAUUGUCAAACCAUGACAGCAGCUGUUAAGAAUUUGCAAGUGAAAGCCUGUCCAUUUUUAGCAGAAAAUAGAAAGGGUAAUGUCACUACGGUACUGCAGCCAUGUGAUUUGGUGUUCCAAAGCACGCAGUCCCCAUCAAGUCCACAGAGUAUGGAGUUAUUCAUAAAGUCGUUGACAAUAAAGGUUUCACCAAUAACUAUUAACACAGUCUUGACUAUUACAUCAGCACUGACAGCUCCUAAAGAGACUAAGGAAGAGGAAAGUAGCCACAUUCCUCCUAACCUAUGGGAUGAGAAAGAUGUUAAGGAUUUAAAAUUGUGGUUUCUGGAAGACUCCAAGGACAGUCUAAAUCAAGGCCGUGGCUUUACUCCGUUAGUUCCCACUGGGGAAACACUGCACAUGUCAAUAGAGGCCAUUCAGGUGACUCUCGAAGCUGGUGUUGGCCAUAGAACAGUUCCUAUGUUGCUAGCAAAGUCUGUGUUUUCAGGAAGUGUUAGUAACUGGAGUACUCUUAUCAAUCUUAAUUGUAAACUUGAUUUGGAGGUACUGCAUUUCAAUGAGCUGCUUGGAGUCUGGGAGCCCUUACUUGAGCCACUAGAAGAUGGAAACAGCGACUUUAGACCAUGGAGUCUUGGCAUUAAGAUGAAAAAGAAGGCAAGAAAAGCCCCAGAAGAACAAAGUGCAAAUGAAAAUUUAAAUAUUCCAGAUUACAAAACUGUAAUUAAUAUCGUUUCAAAAGAUCAGCUAAAUGUUACAGUCUCUAAAUAUGGACUUGUUAUGCUGAAGAAUUUAGGGCAGGCUUUUGCUGAGGCUGCUAGCAAGACAGCAGAAGAUUUCAAAAAAGACCAAUCACCUUUUGUGGUGAAGAACUGCUUAAGUCUUCCUGCAUUCAUUACACCAAGUGAUGCAUUUAGUGUCAUUGGGAUCCACUCUGCACAGAAGAAAUAUGAAGUAAACAAUGAAGAAGUUCUUAAUAUGGAUUAUCUCCAGACUAAGACCACAAGUGAUCCUUUGGCAGCAACAAAUAUGCUGAAUAGUAAACUGUUUUACAUAGCACUCACACCUCAUGACCAUUCCACUGCUGACAAGAUUCCGCUCACAAAACUGGGUCAUUACUUGUACAGUGUUGUACACAAGGAUUCAGGAGUGAAAAGAGCCAUUGUUUGCCAGACUGAAACACUGGAGGGAAGUAAGGUGGCUACACUGCGGUCUCCUUUGCAGAUUAAGAAUCAUUUUUUUGUAACACUGAAUGUGUAUGAUGAAACAGAUCAUCUUGGAGCAGCUCUACCUGGACAAGACUUUAAUGUGCCUUUAACAUCUUACAGAUCAAGGGUAUGUUUUGCACCUGCAAAUGAAAAUACAGAAGGCUUUCAGAAGUCUGAUAGCAUUAGUUAUGAUGAGAUUAUUAAAAUCCCAGGGGAAGUACGACAGAUGAAGUGCCAGCAAGUUGGAUCAGAGAACCAGUCCUUUAUAAUUAACAUUGUGCCCCAGAAGGACAUAUUUUCAUCUGAUAUUGUAGAUGAUGGAUUGGAUGUUCCAUUUAUUCUUCACCUGUGGCCUCCAGUGUUACUUCGCAAUCUGCUUCCUUAUACGGUUGUCUACAGUCUAGAGGAGAAUAGUAACCAGAAUUUUACACUGGAAGGUGGUCAUCAUGCAGAGCUUCCUGCCGCUCUAAUAGAUCAUUCCAGGCUGGAGCUGUACUUACUCCACUAUCUUGAUCAUAAGUGGAAGGGGGAGUACUGCAUUAAGCACAACGAGCAAGAUAUUAACUUUAUUAAAUUCACAUGUGUUGAUGAAGAGGAGAGCUCAGAACUGGAUAUUGCUGUGCAUGUGACAAACAGUACGGGGCAAAUGGUUUUAGGUUUACUUAGUCCUUAUUGGAUGGUGAAUAAAACCGGGAGACUGCUGCAGUAUAAAGCUGAUGACAUUCAUCGAAAACAUCCCAGUGAUUAUGACAAGCCCCUCCUUUUUUCUUUCAAGCCUAAGAACUUCUCUCAGACUAACAAGGUCCGUCUUUUAGUGAGUGACAGUGAACUGUCUGACUCAUUCUCUCUUGAUACAGUUGGCAGCCAUGGAAAUGUUAGAUGUAAAGGCAAAAAUCGGGAAUACCAGGUUGGUGUGAAAAUAGAUUCCACUACUUUUGCUCUGACCCGUAUUGUCACAUUUACGCCAUUUUAUAUGUUGGAAAAUAGAACCAAACACAUGCUACAGGUAAUUGAAGAGGGCAAGGAAGACUGGAUAUCUAUCGCAUCACAACAAUGUGUUCCGUUUUGGCCGGAGAAAGAUUCCAACAAACUUCAAGUUAAACUUCCAGAUUUUCAGAUGCCUUCUAAGUCUGUUAAUUUCAAUAAGCAAGAAAAUGGCACACUACUGCAGUUGGACAAUAAGUAUGGUGGCAUCAUAGUGGAUGUUAAUAAAGCAGAGCAUUCUACAAUAAUCACAUUCUCGGAUUACCAUGAUGGUGUUGCCCCGUUCCUAAUAAUCAACCAUACCACAGUGAAAGCCAAGUAUCAUCAGAGUUCUGCAAAGGAACCUGAACACACACUUCCACCUGGUAAAGCUGUACUUUAUAGCUGGAGUGACCCUACUAGUGCCAAGAUUUUCAACUGCAAAUAUGGAGAAAAAUCCAUUGAGAUAAAGCAUACAGAGGAUAAAUUUGAUAAAUUCACUGUGGACAAUAAGGACGUAUAUAUAGCAUCGUUUUUGGAAGGUUUACAACGUAUUCUGUUGUUCACUGAAGAUGCCCAUAUGUAUAAUGUUGCAUGUGAAAGUGAGAAAGCAGAACUUGCUGAGCAAGAAAUUAUCAUAUCGCUGGCGGGUGUUGGAAUUUCACUUGUCAAUAAUGAUAUCAAGCAAGAAAUAUCCUACAUUGGCAUUUCAAGUUCAGACAUUGUUUGGGAGACCAAACCCAAGAAGAAGGCACGGUGGAAGACCAUGAGUAUUAGACAGACUGAUCUACUGGAGAAGGCUUUCAGAGAGUUGAAUGAAACUGGGUUUGCUGAGAGCACCGUCGUUGAACUGGAUUCUAACCUCCAGGUUUGCCUAUCCCCUAAUGCUGCUGACAUGAAAAUAUUACAUCCCCAUGAAGCGCCAAUCAGGAGGAAUUAUCUCCCAGGUGUUAAAUUGGAAUACAGCGUCUCAGCACAUCAGGCAUCAUACCGUAUACAGAUAUAUAGGAUACAGAUUCAGAAUCAGCUUAAUGCAGCCAUCUUUCCCUAUGUGUUCUAUCCUGUUAAACCUCCAAAAUCCAUCACAGUGGAUUCAGCACCAAAGCCUUUCACAGAUGUAAGUGUUGUUACUAGAUCUGCAGGACAUUCCAAGAUAUCACGCAUCAAGUACUUCAUGGUCCUGAUACAAGAAAUGGACCUAAGGAUUGAUCUUGGAUUUAUUUAUGCGCUGAUGGAUAUUUUUGCACAAGGAAGCACUAAUGUGGUCUCAGUGGAAGAAGAGGUUGAUUUUUUCAAAAAAGAUGUGGAGUAUGUUCAAACAGAACUUAUGACUGUAUCAUCAACAGAAGUAUCACAGAUCAACUUUUUUGAGCAUUUUCACAUCUCUCCAAUCAAGCUUCAUUUAAGCUUUUCUUUGAGCACUGGUGGUGAAGAUGGCAACAAACAAGAGAGAGAUCAGGAACUGAUACCUAUUCAAUCACUGAACCUACUGUUGAAGAGUAUUGGUGCCACCCUUACAGAUGUACAGGAUGUUGUUUUUAAGCUUGCAUGUUUUCAAAUUGAGAAUCAUUUUUAUACCACCUCACAGCUUCAGAAUGAAGUGGUACGGCAUUACUCAAAACAGGCGAUCAGGCAAAUGUAUGUGCUUGUUUUGGGACUGGAUGUUUUGGGUAAUCCCUUUGGACUUUUUAGAGAUGUUUCUGAAGGAGUUGGGGCCUUCUUCUAUGAACCAUACCAGGGAGCUAUUCAGGGUCCUGAAGAGUUUGUGGAAGGAAUGGCACUUGGAGUUAAAGCCCUUGUGGGAGGAGCUGUUGGUGGUUUGGCUGGAGCUGCAUCUAGAAUCACUGGUGCAAUGGCUAAAGGGGUGGCAGCAAUAACCAUGGAUGAAGAGUACCAACAAAAGAGAAGAGAAGCUAUGAAUAAACAGCCCAGUGGCUUUCGAGAAGGUGUUACCCGGGGAGGCAAAGGCUUGGUGUCUGGUUUUGUCAGUGGUAUAACAGGAAUAGUGACACAGCCAGUAAGAGGUGCCCAGAGAGAAGGAGCUGCUGGAUUCUUUAAGGGUGUUGGUAAAGGUCUGGUGGGAGCAGUGGCAAGGCCAACUGGAGGAAUUAUUGACAUGGCCAGUAGCACUUUUCAAGGCAUUAGGAGUGCAACUGAAUCUGUGGAAGAACCAAAAAGUCUUCGUCCCCCUCGCUUUAUUCAUGAAGAUGGAAUUAUAAGGCCAUACAGAUGGAUGGAAGGAGAAGGUAGCCAACUGCUACAGCAAAUUGAAAAUGGAAGAUUCUCAAAAUACAGAUACAUUGCACAUACCGUGCUGAAUGAUUCAGAUUUGCUUAUGAUAACAAAAAGUAUGGUGUUGUACGUAACAAAAGGAACAUUUGGCCAGCAUAUCUGUGAAUGGCACUACAGGUUUGAUGAGUUUACCAAGGAUCCCUUCAUUGUCCAAGACAGAAGGUUACGCAUUGAAGCAAAGGAACGGGUAAAAUCUGUCUUCCACGCAAAAAAUAUUGGAAAAAUAAUCAACUUUAAAAAUUCAGAGCAAGCCAAGUGGGUUCUUGCCAAACUGGCAGAAGCAAGAGAGAGCCUUGCAAAAUUCUGAGUUUGUCAUUUUCUCUGAUUUUAAUGGUGCCUUUGAUGUUUGGUUGGAAAUGGAAGACUUGAAUCAUUCUCUGAACCAGGCAUUUUGAAGAAAGACAAGAAGACAUUGGAGAUAGAGAACUCAAGAUAGCCAGUGGAUCUUACACUAAUAAUUAUGCAAGCUGAAAAACAAAUGGUCCUAAUUAAGAAAUGUACAAAUUGCAGUGUUCCUUGGACAGAUGUAUUAGAAGAAUGAGAAUGCUAUUUCUGUAGCUGAUCAGUUGCAUUUUGUGUUUUACUGCUUUAAAUUGUAAUUUGCACUGGUAGGUAAAGUUAUGAAGACUAUGUUUUUAUUGUACGGGUAUUUGUGACAUUUUCACAGCAAAGUGCAAUGCAUCAGUGAAACUUAUUAAGCACUUCUCCAUUAAGUGCCAUUUCAGUACGUCUAAGAUAACAAAGUGCCAGUGGGCUUCUGUAAUGGAGCUGUUGCAACCACAUUGCACUGACACAAUUCAUUGCCUGCUUUUCUUUUUAACUGCAUACACCAGAAAAUUUACAUUACAAAGACAGACGUUAUAUUCCAUAUUCCAUACAUGCCACUGUUUUAAACAAUAACUAGGGUACCAACUGUAAACAUAAACUGAAUGUUUGCAUUCAAGAAUGCUCUCAGCAGUGUCUUCUUGACAUCUUCUUUAGGUACAGUAAUGACCUUGUAGAAAAAGUGGCAUGUUGCUGAGGAUUUGGCAAAAAUUACCUACUCCUUUUCGGAUUGUGCACAGUGUUAACUUCUGAAUUUAUAGCCAGAAAACUACAGGUGAGACCUGGGUUUGUCAUUUCUGAACAGCACUCAGAAAGAAGCACACCCUGCAAUACAGAACAGUGUGCUUUCUGCUUUGAGUAGCUGCAGAGACCAUUGGACAAGGCUUGAACUAGCAGUCUGUCAGUGUCAGCUUUUAAGCAUUUCUUACAAAGGAUGCCGUAUGAGCUUUAUAGUUAAUCACAGUGCUUAUACUACUGAAUUUUGCCUAAAUUACGUGCACACAGUUGUCAGUAUCCAUACAGCCGAAUGACUGUAGUCUCUUGAAACUACUGUCUCUAAAGAACAGCAUGUAGUUGCAUUGCACUUUGGGUGUUGGAAUAACUGAAGUUAUCAUCUAUGUCAUCAUAAUGGUAUUGCAAGGAUGAAGCUGCUGUUACUCUUAUUGUUAUUGCGUACUAGUACCACCUUGCAACACCUAAGUAAAGUGCCCUUAUUGCACAGUGUAGUCUGACCAGAAAGAAGUUGCUGUUAGAGAAAAACUUGUAUCCACAGUACCCCCUCCCCUUGAAAAAGAGACCGCUUACACCUUGUUAUGGUAUUGUCUUUAUUUUUUUUAAUGCAUUUUAAAACUUGUUGCCUUUUGGGUUUUAUAAUUGCGUCAUCAAAAACAGCUCCAGUCCUUUUGUAAUAAUCCGUCAUUUUCUUCUAUUUUUUGUACUUGUCUUGCCUGUUCAUUUUCAAAUAGCAUAUCCGACUGCCAAAACUCAUAGCUGAAGUAAGAUCAGCAGACUUCCAGUUAUAGUUGUGCAUUAAGAUUUACAAAGUGAUGAAUCUGUAGAAUGGUAGAGCUGCCUUAUGGUAAUAAAAAUGAUAAGUAAAGCUGAAAAAUGAAAGUGUAUUUGCCUGUUCGGGUGGGGAAAAUAGCAGAUGGAGAAGUAAAUAGUGUCCUUUAUCUGCAAGUAAUUGAUGGAAAAAAAGUAAAAGGACCUUACAUUUUAUUUUAUAUUAAAUAUGCAUUUUAUAAGUGCAAUAUUAUUGUCUUUGUUAGUACUGUCUGUGUUAUACUUCCAGGAGAUGACACAUCUUUUGUUUUUGGACUUUUAACUGUCUUGAAUAGGAAGGGUAAUACGUUCAUUACUGCUCAACCUGUUAGCUAUUACUUCUUACAAGCACAUGCAUUCUCACUUAUGCACAUAUAUGUAUUGGAAUAUUAAUUUACUUAAGAUUAUUUACAUUAAUCUGUUUUGUAUAGCAUGUAGAUAUGUGCUGUUCAGUUGUUAACUAUGUUAUUUGAUAACUCAUAAAAUGUAAAAUAAACAAUUCUGUAUUACCAAAUAGAGGUAGCAUAUCCUUUCCAUAAAUCCAAAUAAAUAUGAGUGCCUAAACUGCAACUUUAUAACCUCACCUUUAAAGAAUGAUUGCAUUUCAUUUUUUUAUUUUUUUUUUAAUUUGUAUUUUCUCUGUAGCAAGGUGUUCAGAUCUUUGGCCACAGUCUGUUAUUGUUGCAUGUUCCAAGUCUAGAUUUCUGAGUUUUGUUUUGCUUUUUUUAGUGAUUUGCCCUCAUUUUUCAAGUGGUGCUAAAAAUAUUUUUAGAUCAUGAUGAUGUAUUGGAUUCUAGUUUAUCCGCCCUGUUAGCUGAUGUACAUUAAGAUAGUUUUGGACUGAGAGACAUACUGAAUAUGAACUUUUGAAAUGGGGAGGCUCCCACUGAGUUUACAUAAAAGUCUGUUAAAAACGCAAAGUAAUCAUUCUCCCAUGAAGACGCUGCAUCAUACACACAGCACAGAUGUAGUGAAGCUAUCAUGACAUGACCAUUGUUUUCAAUAAUUAGUCAUGCGACUACCAUCAUUAUCUGAUGUGGUGCUUUCUGGAUCUAAAAUGUCAUGUAGAUUGUCGCCUUUGAAUGCUUGAACUGUUGAACUUCCAUUUCUUGUAAUUUAUGCACAUACACACACACACACACACACACACACAAAACUGAAAGCAUUUUCACACUGUCAGCAAGCUUUGAUGCAGCUCUACCAGUUAACAUAUUGGUACAUUUGAAUACCGAUGCUUAUAGGAUUUCUAUGAAGUUCUGAGCUUGACUACUUUGUGGAAAGGAUGCAUUUGCAAAUAUAUCACUCAACAGGCAGGCACCCUUGUAAUGGUAUUUGGCAGACCUAGACACUGCAGUCACAUCCAACUUGGAUAAAAAAAUACACAUUUUUCAGUCCCCAACAUACAUAGACAUUGAUCUUUGUGGUGGGAUGACAGUGAGGGGCAAGUAUUGUGAUAGUGUCCUUUAGUAUGCAGUGUGAGAGUGCAUUAUGUGUUUCUGGUUUAGUUCUACCUGUCUCACAAAUGACACAACUGCUACCUUCCAUUCUUAACCUGUAAAUCAUCCUUAACUAGAUUAUCUCAUCCUUAUUUUACUUAUUUUUGUUUAGUUAAAUGCUGAGAUUUAUUAAACAAUCUAGAAACUUCUUACUGUCAUUCCUCAAUUCCUAUUGACCAGUGCUGUGGCAUGGAAUAAAGGACUGCAUGUAAGCAUCUCUUCUUUGUUUAUAUAUAUAUUCCUCCAGUCAUACUUGUCCAUUAUGCAGUACAGGGCAUGCAUGCCAUAUGUGAGGGGCACUCCAGCCAUUAUUCCCUUGAGUUACCUUCAUGCCAUUUCCAUAAAUGAUGUAACUGUAUAACUAUACAAGUACUCUUUCUCAAGAAUUACUAUGCAGAAGCCUGAAUGUUUACAUUUUGUAUAGACUAAGUAAAUCAAUUUUCUGUUUUUAAGUAACACUGAAUACAGUUCUUCCAAAUCCAGCCCAGAGCUGUUAAAUUUGGUACUUGUUUCUUUUUUUUUUCCUUACUUUUGGGAAUUGUCUACUCUAUGUAUUGUUCAAGUUUUGGUAUGUUAACUGUGGUUUGAAGAGAACAGUUCUUCCGUAAGCAUGACAUAUUUAUUCAGUCUGGAAUGCAUCUUUUUUAAGUCACAAGAACUGAAAAUGGUAUUGCAGUUUACUUCAAUAAAGUGCUUAUUUCCACCAAGAA
Molecule: messenger RNA, 13577 nt
Organism: Protopterus annectens (West African lungfish)
Lineage: Eukaryota; Metazoa; Chordata; Ceratodontiformes; Protopteridae
Gene: VPS13A
Product: vacuolar protein sorting 13 homolog A
Exons: 72
Coding region: 219-9812 (3197 amino acids)
Biological process (GO): protein retention in Golgi apparatus; protein targeting to vacuole; autophagy
Cellular component (GO): extrinsic component of membrane
Source: RefSeq, a predicted model, not a curated record